CUACAUACAAAGCCAAAGUCAACCACGCCUCCUCUCCAUAUAUGAUCCUCCACCUUCAUACCCGAACACGAUCGAUCCCCGAGCCCGAGCUGUUGCUACGAAGCUGCGCCGUGUCAUGGAGUGCUCCAACAACGACUGGGAUCUGCAGGCCGUCGUUCGGAGCUGCGGCACCGGCACGGCCGCGUGUAAUGGCAGCGGUGGUAGCUCGGAAGCACCGCCGCCGGAGGAGGAGGCCCGACGGAGAAUUCACGUCGGCCGUGUGGCGGCAGCGGCCCCGGAGUUCCUCGUCGGGAGACCAGUGCGCCCGGCGGCGGCGUUGCGCGACCUGGACUACUUGGGCUUGGACCACGAGCUCCCACGGGCGCCGUUCUCGAUCACGCCGUCGCCGUCCAGUGAGCGCGGGGCGCCGCUCGACCACGAGGUGCUCAUCUCUUUCCCGUCCGCCUCCACGUCCGGGCAGGGGCAGCAGCUGCUGCAGCCGAGGAAGCAGCCCGGCCGCAAGCCGGGCGUCCGCACUCCCAGGCCAAAACGAAGCAAGAAGAGCCAGCUGAAGAAGGUGGUGUGCGAGGUGCCGGUGGCCGACGGCGGCGUGUCCACGGACUUGUGGGCGUGGCGCAAGUACGGCCAGAAGCCCAUCAAGGGCUCGCCGCACCCACGGGGGUACUACAAGUGCAGCAGCCUCAAGGCGUGCAUGGCGCGGAAGCUGGUGGAGCGCAGCCCGGCCAAGCCCGGGGUGCUCGUCGUCACCUACAUCGCCGAGCACUGCCACGUGGUGCCGACGAUGCUCAACGCGCUGGCCGGCACCACGCGGCACCGGCCGGCGUCCCCCGACGACGGCGGGCGCCAGGCGUCCCACGGCGCGUCGGACGAGGCGUCCGGCUCCGGCAGGCGCGAGGAGGACAGCGCCGACGCGUCCUCCAUGACCGCGGACGGAGGCGGCGCGGAGACGGCCGACGACGAGAACGAGCCGUGGCAGGUGGACAUGGCGGCGCUCGACGAGUAUCCGUUGGAUGACUUCCUCAAGCCGUUCGAUGACGACUUCGUCGAUCGGUUUUUCGAGGACGACGACGGCGUUCUUGAGCGCCGGGUGUCGCUGUAGUUGGGACUUUUGGAGCAGGGCAACUGAUCAUUGACUGCAAAUUGUCUCUUUGAUUCUUCCUUCUUCGAUCAAGAGAGGUGGGUGUCUUGGUGAUGCGAUGCAACUAGACGGAAAACUGGGCUGCAUGCGUACAGUUGACCGUGUUAUAUAUAGUCAUUAGUCAGUGUGUCUGGCAACAUCUCUAGCCAGAUGAAAGGAUGGAUACUUUAUACACGCACGACGGCCUUGAUGUA
Molecule: messenger RNA, 1332 nt
Organism: Panicum virgatum (switchgrass)
Lineage: Eukaryota; Viridiplantae; Streptophyta; Magnoliopsida; Poales; Poaceae
Product: probable WRKY transcription factor 27
Exons: 3
Coding region: 116-1099 (327 amino acids)
Biological process (GO): regulation of DNA-templated transcription
Cellular component (GO): nucleus
Molecular function (GO): transcription cis-regulatory region binding; DNA-binding transcription factor activity
Source: RefSeq, a predicted model, not a curated record